UAAUUCUGGAGCAUGCGUGCUCUUUCAGAUUAUUGAUUUUUGAUAUUUAACUUUUACUUUAGUUGACUUUCUCGCUUUGGGUGCACAAAUUGUUUAGGAAUUGAUGAGAUAUUAUUGAAAUUUAUUAUAUUAUAAAAAUAAUUAUUAAUAAAAAAUAUAUUUUUGUAUAACAAACAUCGAAAUAUAAGUGUUUUGAAGAAAAAGAAAUGUGUAAAUUAUCAAAUUUUGUGAAUUUUAUUAUCUGCAUUGCGACAUUUAGUCAAACCUUGGAUUCUGGUAUGGCUAUUAAACGUGGGCCUCAUCAUCCACGUAGUGAACAGUCAAAGACACGAAGAGUUGAUCAACAUUUAACUCAUGAGGAACAUCGCAUUGAGGAUGAUUUGAAAGAAAUGGGCAUAAGUGUGAAUCCAGAAGAAAUGACUGAAGAAGAAAAGAAUUUUUACUAUUUUAAGAUUCAUGACAGUGAUAAUAACAACGCAUUGGAUGGCUUAGAGAUGUUACAAGCAGCUAUGCAUCAGGAUGAUAGCUUUAAGAGAAUAGAUAGAGAUAACUAUUUACAAAACACCAGCGAUGAAUUAAAUCACAUAAUUGAUCUUACCGAUUCUAGAGGUCAUUGAUGAGUUCCUGCAAAUAGCGGAUGAAAAUAAAGAUGGAUUUCUACAUUAUCCGGAAUAUGUGAAAGCAGUUGCCGGUGCGCCGGAGCCAUUUUAAAUAAAAGUGCAUUAUAACUUUUUCUUAAUAACAAUUUUUAAAGUAUAUUUAAUAUAUAUAUUUUUAAUAGUUUACGCGUUAGCUAAUUUAAACAAAUAUACAAACACACAAGCAAAAUGCCAAAUAACAUUACUAAUAAAUAAAUAGUUAAAUUGUUUUUCUUUUUUAUUCUCACAUAAACAUUUUUUAUUACAAUACAACGUAACUUAUUAAGACUGUAAAUACUCAAAAUUAUAAUAAAAUAGUUAAAAAUUAUUUAAAUAAUU
This is a messenger RNA of Teleopsis dalmanni, 977 nucleotides long. RefSeq names its product multiple coagulation factor deficiency protein 2 homolog. The record is from RefSeq and is a predicted model, not a curated record. The transcript is spliced from 4 exons. Bases 207 to 617 code for a protein of 136 amino acids. Lineage: Eukaryota; Metazoa; Arthropoda; Insecta; Diptera; Diopsidae. Gene Ontology annotation, molecular function: calcium ion binding.